CACAGAGAUGAUGUUACGCGUUAUUCGGUUCCCAGUGUUUGUCCAGUGAGUCAACGGAGUACUUUCACUGGGCAUCAGGAGGAUUGUGUUGGGAAUUUAAACCGUAACGCGUACUACAGCUUAACAGCAAUGGUGCCAACGAGCUUUUAAAGUUUUCAAAGGAUGCAUACAACACGAAGCCCUUCAUCCAUCCCGACAGGUGUCUCAGGAGAUGCCUUGGAUCUCAGCUUGUCAGGCUCCCAGCUUUCCAUGUCCAAGAGACCCAGCAGUGCAUCCCCUGGGAAAUACUUUUCUCGGUCUGUGUCGGUUUCUGUGGCAGGGGACAGCAGAGGGAAGCGCAACACCCUGAGCGAUGUCGGCUUUGGUAGCUCCCGCUCCAUCAAGAACCUCCGCCGGUCUAACAGCACCACCCAGGUUAAUCAGCAGGCCAACAUCAGUUUAAGUCAGGAGCAGAGUGAGGACUACCUGGCUCUGUUUGACAGCAGCUCAGAUGGACGCAAGAAACUGGCCAGCCUCAGCAAAGCCUCACCGGAUAGAACCACAUGGAAUAUCCUGGAUGAUCAGCCCAGAACAUUCCCCCUGCCCUCGAGCUCCCGCAGCACUGACGGUGUGGUCUCUCCCACCGGCCCGAAGAGAAGAGAGCCGGGCAUCACUCUGGCUGCCACCUUCACUGCCAACAACAGGAGCAACAAGGGAGCUGUGGGGAACUCUGUCACCACCAUCUUACACAACAACUACUCUGAGAUACCCCUCACACCGAAGAGCUCCAACCAGAGGCCGUCCUUUAACAAUAUCCUGAAGGCCACAGCAAACGAUGAGGUGUUACAAGACAACAGCUCCUUGACAAAGUCCCAGAAGAAUUUCUCUUCAACUGCCUCCACCUCAAACAACAACUCUCCAGCGUCGGCCCAGGGGGGCAGCCCCAUCACACCCCGACGGAGGGAGGCCACUGAAGAAGAGGCCGAGAGGUUUAUUCAGCAGGUGAAUCAGGCAGCAGUCACUAUACAGCGCUGGUACAGGAUCAAUGCCAAGAGACGACACACAAACCAGACGGCGCUCAAACGCAUCCUCGCCAGUAAGAGAAAGGAGUGGGAGGAGAGAACAGAGGAGGACAGUCGCCUGGAGCAGCAGCAGAAAAGGGACGAAGACAGAAAACGGAUCCGAGAGGAGAAAGCUCGUCUGGCCCGCCUGGCUGCCAUCCAGGAGCUGCAGCAGAAAAGAGCCCAGCGGGGUACAGAGGUGCAGCAUGCAUCUGAGGUGGAGCAGGAGAGCCGGAGGCAGGCGGCUGUGGGCGGACGGAAAAAGCCACCCAGGAUUUCUCUGACCAACAAAAGCCCAGCAUCACCGAGCAACAACAGCCCGAUGUCUCCCAUAGAUGUGAAAGCCAAGAACACAGACUCCAAUUUGAAUGUUGUGUCUGACUUGGAGCUAAGCUUCAGAGCCAUUUCCCCAGCUCUGUCCAAUCACAGAGACUGUCAAUGUUCCCAGGAUCAGGAGGACAGAGCACAGGUAGACCUGGAGCAGCAGCAACAGCAGAAUGACAGGAGAUUAAUCCGUAAAGAGAAAGCGCGUCUGGCCCGCCUAGCUGCCGCCCAAGCGAAUAUUUCAGAGGAGCUGCAGCUGAGGGUUGCAGAGGCUCAGCAUGCAGCUGAGGUGGAGCUGGAGAGCCUGAGGCCAACAGGUGUUGUCGGACACAAAAAAACACCCAGGAUUUCUCUGACGUACAAAAGCCCAGCCUCACCCAGCAACAACAGCCCAAUGUCACCAAUAGAUGUAAAAGCUAAAAACACAGACUCCAAUUUGAAUGUUGUAACUGAGUUCGGGGAGCUCUCCAGCUUCAGAGCUGUUUCCCCUUCUUUGUCCAACUGCAGAGGCUCCCAGUGUUCCCAGGAGAUCCUGCAGAGGUCGGUGAGUGUGGAGGACCAGCGGCAGGGUGCUCUGUCCAGCAGGGCUCCAUCCAAAACCACGCUCAACGAGCUGCUGGACACCCUGAAGCUGCUAGAGGAGGAGCCACAGAGGCUGUCGGAGCCAAAGUGCUACAGUAAAGAGAAAUACGCCUGGAUAGAUGAGGAUGGGGACUCCAACUCUCUGACCACUGAUAACCUGGAGCGGCACGGUCAGCUGAGCCUUCACCCUGCACUGCCUGAUGGGGGCGCCCUGCUCUCUGAGGCCAAGCUGCAGAGCAUCAUGAGCUUCCUGGAUGAGAUGGAGAAGUCUGAACAGGAACGACCUCGCUCCGUCACUUCAGGGUCGCACAGAGAGGCUGUGUUGUCCGAGGAGGAGAUGGUUGGAGUGGAGCAGGCGUCUGCCACAGCUGCUGAGGUCACUGGCUCCAUGAUGCGAAUCAAGCUUGAGCUGGAGGAGAAGAAGCGCACCGUCAACAUGCUGCAGACCGCUCUGGCCCAGCAGAGGGAGCUCACAGUGAGACACGUGAAGGAGACGGAGAAGGAGCUGAACAGAAGCUUCCAGCUCCAGAAGGAACAAUAUGAAGCCACCAUCCAGAGACACCUGACCUUCAUUGAUCAGCUGAUUAAUGACAAAAAGACAUUGAGCGAGCGCUGCGAAGGAGUGGUGGGAGAACUGAAACAGGUGGACCAAAAGUACACCAAGAAGAUAGCACAAAUGCAGGAGCAACAUGAGAUGGUGUGGCAAAUUCUGGGUCCCUUGUGCGAGGAAAUCAAGAAGCUAAAAGAGCUAAUGAGCGCCACAGAGAAGAUCCGCCGGGAGAAAUGGAUUGACGAGAAAACCAAGAAGAUCAAAGAGAUCACUGUUAAAGGUCUGGAGCCAGAGAUCCAGAAGCUGAUUUCCAAGCACAAACAGGAGCUGAAGAAGCUGCGGACGCUCCAUGAGGCGGAGCUGCUGCAUUCAGAUGAUCGUGCCGCCCAGCGCUACGUCCGGCAGUGUGAGGAUCUCCGCCAGCAGCUGGAGAGGGAGAAGGAGGAGCAGUGUCAGCGGGAGAGGGAACUAGCCAAACAGAGAUAUGACAAGCAGCUUCAGGAGGAGGAGCUGUCCCUGCAGCAGCAGAGGAGGCGGCUCUACAAAGAGGUGUCUGACGAGAAAGAGAGGCUAGCUCAGCUGGCUGCAAGGCAUCGCAGUGAGCUGGAGGAGCUGCGGAGACAGCUGGAAGAGAACAACUCUCUGGCUGGACGAGCCCUCAGAGAAGAGCUGGACAAGACCAGAGAGGAACAGGAGAGGAGACACCAGUUGGAAAUGAAGGCAUUACAUGAACGCAUGGACAUCGAAAAGCAGACCUGGGAAGAAAACUACAAGAAAAAAGAGGAAGCGUGGCUGCUGAGCCGUGAGCGUGAGCUCAAAGAUGGACUGCGGCGGGAGCGCGACAAAGAGAUCGAGCUGGCCAUCUGGACUCUGGAGGAGGAGACCAGCAAGGACAAAGAGGAGUGUGAGAGGGCAGCUGACAACAGGGUGAAGCGUGUGAGGGAAAAGUAUGAGACUGAGCUGAGGGAGCUGGAGCGCUCUGAGAGGGCAGCCAUGGAGAAACAACAAGAGCUGAGGAAGCAUCAGAUGGAGACGGAGGGAGAGCUCAUCAGACUGCAGGGCGCGCUCAGACAGAAGGAACAGGAGACUGAGGACGUCACACAGACCAGGGAUAAGCUGGUGGAGGAGCGCCGCAGCCUGGCGGAGGUGAUCAGGCAGGAGUUUGCUGAGCGGCUGGUGAUGACGGAGGAGGAGAACCGCAGGAUGAAGGUAGAGGUGUCAGAAGGGCGAGCUAGGCUACGGCUAGAGGUGGAGAGAGUCACCAGGGAGAAGGAGGAGGAGCUGGCAGAAGUCCACCAACGAGUGAAGUCGGCUAUCUUGAAGAAGGAAGAAACUGUCAAUCAUCUCCGGAAGCAGCACGAGGCUGCCCUGAAGAGAGCGGAUCACCUGGAGGCCCUGUGGGAGCAACAGAGGAAGCAGCUGCUGGAGAAGUGACUGACAGGAGGACUUCAUCCGUCUGGACCUCUCCCCCCCCCCUGCUCUGAGCUCUACCCUUUGUGUCGCACCAGCCCUCACCUGAUUUUCUUUUUUCUCUUGGAUGUUGUUCCUGCCAGCAAGACUGAACCUGUUGAACUACAGAAGGAAAAUGGAUACAGAAUGGGGAAAUCCUGGCAUGAAUGAAUGUGUUGUCUUGGAGCGUCCCUAGUUUAAAUGCCACAAACCAGGUGUCACCUGAUGAAUAGACAAUUGUUGGACUUCUCUUUCCUCUUUGUUUGCUGCAGCUUUUUGUGACUGUACCCCCCUUCCCCCUUCCCUCUUGAGCAGGAAUGCUUCAAUGUUCCCCACAGAGCUGCCACAGAGAACAGUUCCAGAUGUUUGUGGAACCAGCCCGGGCCUGUGCUGGUGUAGAGUGGGAGAAGGACCACUUAAAACAAACCAGUCGGCAUCCACGCCGCAGUGUGAGCCUCUGUUUGUACUCACGGUUCCCCCUAUUAUCUGCCGAGUCAUGCGUUUUGUCUCAGUGCCCCCUAAAGGCGAGUGCUAAUUACAGGAUCUAUGACAUGGCCCCGCUCUGUACAGCUGUGAACAGUUUGUUCUGUGUGUCCCAUCCAAACAUAGGAACUAACCAAGACGUAGGAAGUGAUUUCCUAACACUGGUUACACAAGAGAGAGCAUGGCGAAUGUUGAGAGGAGGGACGAGUAUGUCACUGAAAGGAAAGAAAAAGGGCAUGUGCGAGCCGGAAGACGGAGGAUUUUAAGAGAACGUUUCUGAACGUAAAGAAGGAAGAGGACAGAGGAUCAGGGGGUGGAGGGUAGAAGGAAUGCGCAGAGAAGAUGUUUAUAGGAUUAGUAGAGCAGAGCUGGGACAGAGCGGGUGGUAGGAGGGUUUGAGGGGGCACAAGUCAUGUGACCAGAGGUAUGUUAAAAGCCAUAUAGCUUCCACCCCCUCCGAUCUAGAGGCUGCUCUGUGACAAAACGCAUCAAACUCAACUGGCCAAAGGGCGGCCUCGAGUCACACACACACACACACACACACACACGUAAACUAUCUGCAUUUUUGAUACUGUUUCGUAAUCUUCUCAGGAGAUACCUCCCCUCAGCACUUGCAAAUCUUAGUUUUUCUAAUUCCUUUACAAUGAUUAAGGGAUGAAGCCAGGCACAAAAAGUCUUUGUGGAUAAGAUUUCAGCGAGAACGGUCCAAAGCAUGAGUUAGCGAGGGGUGGGGGUCUGAAACAAUUGUUUGUUCUUCAGAGAGAAAGUCUACCCCUCGAGGUAAAGCCUGUUAUUUAGGUGCACCAUGAUUAGAAAUUAAAAUCAGACCCUCACAUCGGAAAAUAUUUAUUCUGCUCCUUUUUUUCUUUAUUUAUUUUCCAAUUUAGCACUCUUACAUGACCUCUUUUAGUGUUAUCGGUCCUCAGAAAGGUCGAGGAUUUGAAGGUUUUUUUUCAAAGCUAUAAAUGUAAACUAUAAGUGUUUUACUGUAACUUUAAAAGUGCUUAAACUUUAUAACUAUGCCAUUAGUAGAUGGUUUAAAUACAGUAUGUCAGGUUUUUCUGACAUGAAAGUCCUCCGAGCCACAAUGUAAAGGGUGCAUAUGAAGUGUAAUGUAGUGGAAGGGUCGCAGUUACGUAGUGCAGCUUUAUGGGUAAUGUAGUUUCUGACCUGAGGUGUCACAUCUGAUUGUCACAAGAGCCAAAUACCACUUUGAAAUCAAUUACAACCCUCCUGAAUACAGGAAAAUACAUAAUAAAUAUACAUUUUUAUAUAAAUAUAUCUUUUUGCAAGAUAAAAGGACGAUAUGUGUCACUGUGAGUGACACAUAUCGUACUACAAGUGCUUAUAAGCCUUGCCUUUUGUAUGUAUGUGGGCCACCAUUCCUCCCAUUUUGACUUGAGAUGACACUGUCAAAUACACACUCAUGCGUGCACAAGUACCUUCUUUUUUAUUUAUUUAUUUUAUUUGUAAUUUUGUAUGCAAACCAUUCCAGAUGUCAUCGGUUACCGCUUGUUCAAGUUAUACAUGUACCAGUAUCUCUUGACCUCAAGGUUUUCCUAUCUUGUUUAAGUUUAGUUUUUAUUGUUAGUAAUGGCGAUGGUUCGAAAAACUGUGAAGAAGAUGGUGACUGAAAGGAGAAUAAAAGGCAAAGACUGCUAGAAAGAU
Molecule: messenger RNA, 6096 nt
Organism: Eleginops maclovinus (Patagonian blennie)
Lineage: Eukaryota; Metazoa; Chordata; Actinopteri; Perciformes; Eleginopidae
Gene: cep131
Product: centrosomal protein 131
Exons: 30
Coding region: 163-3930 (1255 amino acids)
Biological process (GO): regulation of centrosome duplication; intraciliary transport involved in cilium assembly; cilium assembly
Cellular component (GO): centriolar satellite
Source: RefSeq, a predicted model, not a curated record